Messenger RNA from Aspergillus heteromorphus CBS 117.55, 1314 nucleotides. RefSeq names its product TauD/TfdA family dioxygenase. The coding region runs from base 61 to 1266 and encodes 401 amino acids. Lineage: Eukaryota; Fungi; Ascomycota; Eurotiomycetes; Eurotiales; Aspergillaceae. Gene Ontology annotation, molecular function: oxidoreductase activity. The record is from RefSeq and is a predicted model, not a curated record. The transcript is spliced from 4 exons.
CCGGAAUCCAAGUCAAUUCAGACACAACUCAAUCAAUCAAUCAAACAACAAAACAACACAAUGGCCGGUUUAAAUUUCGAGCUCCUCCGUCCGGAGAUCAGACAGGACUCUGCCAUUGGCGCAGAGAUCCAUCUCCCAGAGGGCAUGUCCAUGCUCGAUCUCGACCGUCUCACAGAAACAGACAAGGAGAGCCUUCGACAGGCUCUCUUCGAGAACCAGGUUGUCGUGAUCAAGAACCAGAAGGGAAUAGACCCCACCGUCCUCCCCCAGCUAGCAAGAGUGUUCGACUCGACGGCAUCCAACAUCCACUCCGCGGGCGAAAAGGCCGUGAGCGACCCCAAGAACAUCUUGUCUGCGUACAAGGCUGGGAGAAUUCCCCGUGCUCCUCAGGUCGGGAUUAUCGGGUCGGGCAAGUUCCAGGAUUAUGAGGGUCUCGAUGAGCUGGAGGUUAUUCAUCUGGACCACACCAUGUUCCAUGAAACACCGCUGGGGCCGGAGGAACUGAGUCAGGGAUACACUCGCCCGUACCGGUGGCACAUGGACACUCCAUUUUAUGAGCGCCUCCCUGGCGAGGUCACCAUCCUGCAUUCUGUCCGCGUACCAAACCUACCGGACCAAAAGCUCCAGUUCCCCGAGGGCAAGCACAAGGAGGUCGCAGCCGGUGCGACAGCAUUCUUCUCGGGUGCCCGUGCCUUCUCGCUCCUGACUCCCGAAGAACGGGAGUUCGCCUUGAAUACGACAGUCACAUAUGCGCCCCAGGCAUACGAGUUUAUCCGUCACUGCAAGGGCUCGGAUGACGGGCUGACGGUUCCAUGCUGGGGUCGGGAAGUCCCGGUGGACAGGUUGUCAGCGUGGACGUGGGAAAAUGUGGCCGAACAUCCCAUGGUGUGGCGCAGCCCCAUGAAUCCCGACCGGCCCUUCCUGCAGGUCCACGGCUGCUGUGUUUUCAAGCUGACCACCCGCGACCCCCAAACUGGAAGCACGACAGUCAUCGACGAUGUGGAGGAGGUGCGCAAGAUUGUAUACAACAUGCAGAAGAAGAUCUAUGCGCCAGAAAACAUCUACGCCCAUCGAUGGGAGGAGGGCGACGUGGUGAUCUUCCACAACCGCGGCGUCAUGCACAGCAUUACGGGGCAGCUGUCCCAGUACCGAGAAGACGAGGACAAGAAGAGAAUUCUCUGGCAGUGCACGAUGACGAGCAAGACUCCGCCGCAGCCGUUCAGGGAGUAUCCCGGGGUCAACGGGAGUGGGUUUGUGAAGGUGUGAGGUUAGAGUGUCUGUUCACCGCUUAUUUGAUAGAAAAUAUUGUUGAAC